AUGCCUCCUCGUAAACGGAAAUCAGCGACUAGGAAGCAGUCGCCGAGCAUCAGUAGUGUUCAUGUCGAGACUGAAGCUACAAGUGCGAUGAAAUUCCAUGAUGUCYAGGACGCGUUGUCACCCUUCACGGGCGAUGGUCAUUGUUCGGUAGUGAAAUGGCUCAAUGACUUCGAAGAAAUGGCGUUGUUGUGCGCUUGGUCAGACCUACACAAGUUUGUUUACUGCAAACGCUUGCUGUUGGGAACGGCACAGGCUUUUGUUARGUCGGAAGAUGGCUUGAACUCAUGGAGUGUGUUACGCGCUCGGCUGCUCAGUGAGUUCCGUAGUCGGCUAACAACAGCARAUGUUCACCGAUUGCUUUMCACCGAUUUUAAGCAGCAAAAUGAAACGUUGUUGCAAUACCUCUAUCGCAUGCGUGAAUUGGCUAUGCAAGGAGGUGUCCCUGAUGACUCGCUGAUGGACUACAUCAUUUGUGGAAUUCCAGAUGCGGUUACCAACAAAAGUAUACUAUAUGGUGCAACGUCCAUCCCUGAAUUUAAAAUAAAGUUGGAGUUGUAUGACAGGAUGUGUGAAAGGCGGAAUGCCGAAUCCAGGAAUGCGCCCCCCGCGCCCGCGCGUAAUGGGCCGGUAGAAAUAAGGUGCUACAAUUGUGGUGAUCGAGGACACCAGUCGCGGGAGUGUCCCGACGCGGGUAAAGGACCCAAAUGCUUUGCUUGUCGCGCGUAUGGGCAUAAAUCGUUUGCUUGUCCAACUAAGUCGGAGAACCAGCAUGCUGGUGCGACUGGCCGCUCGGGUGGACCUGCCAAUGUCUACCAGGUCAACACCUACAACGCUGAUGGUAGAAUUGUAAAACCUGUAUAUAUUCUGGGCCAGGAGGCGUUGGCCCUUGUUGACACCGGAUGUGAUAUACAUCUGUGCCGUGAAUCGUUUUUGAAAAAGUUGAGUGGCAUGCAUAGCAUCCCAAGCCGUACGCAGUUGAAUGGACCAGCCAACACGUGCUUUCAAACCAAUUGUCGUUUCGAAUGUAAGCUAACUGUAGAUGGGGAAAGCUACCAUGYUGAGGUUCACUCUGUGCCCGAUGGCGCCAUAGGGUAUGACGUUAUUCUAGGUCGGCCAUUAUUCCAAACUAACGCUGUGCUUAGAGUAAGUCCUCAGUCUGUGACCAUUACCCAUGUCAAUACCGCCCAGCAGUUAAUGAACAUCAAUACCAAUGUCAACGAAUUGGAUAUAGGCGUGAGAGCCCAGUCAGUCAUGGUGCAGGAAUUGGUCGAUACAUACUGUCCAGUCCAAGGUGUUACAGCGCCAAUGAAAACAGCCAUUGUUCUAUUUGAUGAGACUCCAGUAUUCCAGCGACCUAGGAGGCUGGCACCGCGUGAGARGAUAGCAGUGGAUAAGCAAAUUCAGGAAUGGUUGUCCGAAGGUAUCAUUCGGGCCAGUUGCUCGGAGUAUGCCAGUCCCGUCGUGUUGGUGAAGAAAAAAGAUGACACACUCAGACUCUGUAUUGAUUUCCGCGAGCUAAAUAAAAAAAUUGUGAGGGACCGUUAUCCAUUGCCAUUAAUUGACGACCAGAUUGAAAGGCUACGAGGCGCAGUGAUUUUCUCAACACUAGAUUUGAGAAAUGGAUUUUUCCAUGUUCCAGUAGAUGAAGCUAGCGUCAAGUAUACGUCGUUCGUGGUACCCAACGGUCAGUAUGAGUUCCUACGCACACCAUUUGGAUUAUGUAUAUCAYCACCUGUGUUUCAGAGAUAUGUGAAUUUCAUUUUUCGUGACUUCAUCCGACUUGGUCACUUGUUGGCCUACAUGGACGACCUGAUUAUUGUAGCGGCAAAUGUGGAGGAAGGCAUGGUGCGAUUAAGGGCUGUGUUGCAGGUUGCAGCUGAAAAUGGAUUGGACAUUAAAUGGYCCAAAUGUCAAUUUCUAAAGGACUCAAUAGACUACUUAGGCUAUCGUAUCCGGCACAAUGAAGUGAGUCCAUCAGAGGCAAAGACCAUCGCAGUACAGAAGUUCCCGCUACCAAGAACUGCCAAAGCCGUACAGAGCUUCUUAGGUCUUACCGGGUACUUCCGAAGGUUUAUACCUGGAUAUUCACAAAUUGCGCUGCCACUGAGCAAUCUGCUGAAUCAGGGGGCUGCCGUUUCUAUGCCCCCCCGGAUUUUGUUUUUGCGAUAUCUCCGGGAAUAA
This is a messenger RNA of Diuraphis noxia (Russian wheat aphid), 2181 nucleotides long. RefSeq lists its product as uncharacterized. Lineage: Eukaryota; Metazoa; Arthropoda; Insecta; Hemiptera; Aphididae. The record is from RefSeq and is a predicted model, not a curated record.